This is a messenger RNA of Mytilinidion resinicola, 1960 nucleotides long. RefSeq lists its product as uncharacterized. Gene Ontology annotation, molecular function: protein binding. The record is from RefSeq and is a predicted model, not a curated record. NCBI's taxonomy places the organism in Eukaryota, Fungi, Ascomycota, Dothideomycetes, Mytilinidiales, Mytilinidiaceae. The transcript has 4 exons. Bases 1 to 1491 code for a protein of 496 amino acids.
AUGUUCCACCAAGGGGACCUCCAGAGCGGCAUCGCGCUCGCCAUCCAGCAGUCGAAAUCAGUCGCCUGUUUUGUGCGGGACGACAACGAGGAAAGCGAGCUUUGGGAAGCGAACUGGCUCCAGGAUGAGGACGUAUCAUCUCUCCUCGCGCAGUCCACCGUUCUCCUCCGCAUGCAAGCAGGGUCCACAGAAGCGGGCUUCCUGGCCGCAUUCUGCCCACUAAAGAACAUACCCACUCUAGUUGUUAUACAUAAUGGCCAACUCCGCGAACACCUAACCGGCGGCGACGAAAUAACGAAGGAGGAAUUCACAGCGCGGUUACGAGCUGUAUUGAGCCCUCAAGUAGAACCCACCGCCACACAACCACAAGCCGAGCCUGCAACAGCUGUCUCCUCCGCGCCCUCCACCUCAAAUCCAGCACCCCAAGCUCCCCAAACCACCCCCUCCACCCCCAGCACACCCGCCAACCCUCCCGCCGUCAUCUCCCUCCUCGCCGACCGCGCUGCCCGCCUCGAGCAAGAUAAACGCGCCAAAGAAGCCGCCGAAGCGACCGCCCGCGCCGCUGCGCGCACCGCAGCAAAGGGGAAAGCCAAAGCCCUCGACGCCGAGAUCGCCGGCGCUGCCUCGUCCACGCGAGCCGCGCAGCUCAGCGCCGCAGCGCAAGCGCGGAAACGGAAGGAAGACGAGAAAUCAGAGCUGCGGCGCAUACAAGCCCUCAUAGACAACGACAAAGCCGAGCGCAAAGCCCGCGGCGAAGAGCGGAAGAAGGCCGCCGUAGAACAGCGGCGGUUAGCCGCUGGCGGAGCCCCAUCCGAGGAUGUAGACCCCACAGAAGCAUCACCAUCACCGCGGGCUUCAGGAAAGGGCAAAGCGACUCGCCGCCUAACGGGUGCCGUGCACCUCAACAUUCGCCUUUUCGACGGCGGCACGAUCCGCCAGUCGUUCCCGCACGACGCAAUGCUGCAGACGGUGCGCGAGUGGAUCGACCAGGAGCUGCUGGCGACCGAGUCCAAACACCCGCCGUACACGUUCAAGCACCUCCUCCCGCCCGCCCCGAGCCGCGCGCUGUCGGCGUCGGACGAGGCGGCCGAGCUGGCGGAUAUCGACCUCGCGCCGUCGGCGACGCUGGUGCUGGUGCCCGUGACGGGGUAUACGGAGGCGUACACGGGCGGCGCAGGCGGCGGCGUGUUGGGGUCGGUUGUUGGGAGCGCUAAAGGGGUCGUUGGGAGUGCGUUUGGCGUUGUGGGAGGCGUGUUGGGGUAUGUGACUGGGUAUGGGGCUCAAGCUCAAGCGCCUGCGUCGAGCUCGGCGCCUCAGGGUGACGGGGAUGGAAGGGGAACGGGGGAGGCUCGUGGCGAUGGGCGGGUGCGCACACUCGCGGAUCAGCGGCAGGAGGGCGGAGCGGAGCGGAGGAGUGAGCGGGACCGGCAGUUCUAUAAUGGGAACCAGACGAACUUCGAGCCGAGGCGGGAUGAGGGGAAGGAUGAUUAGGGGGGAUCGGCUGAGAAGAAUUAGGGUAGUGUAGGAUUACGAUGUCUUAACGCUUCACAGUAUCUUCAUGGGUCUUGGGUUGAGGCUCUCAAAAAGGAACAGAGGAAUGAGAGAUCGCUCUUGCUGAUCAUAAACGCCCCUAGUUUUAUCACAAUUAGCCCGCACGAUCGUGUGAGGAUGUUGUCAUGAUUCUCAACUCGAUUGCGAUGUCAGUAAGCUGAAUCAUCGAUGUCGUAGAAAGCAUAUGUGGUAAAGAGAUGGGCGAGGAAUCCCGGGACACGUGCGAUAGAGAUAGUUGUCAAGUGGCACGUUUUGUGGAACGAAGAGUAUGGUUGAUGCAACAUGAUGUGUAAUGUUCAAGAUGGUGGUGAAGGCGAAACGAUUUUAUGGGCUGAGAAUGCUUUUGCAGGCGAAAUUGGGUUUUAGAUACCUUUUGUAUAGACGAUGGCCUGACCGUCUCGGGGGCUCG